AUGUCAACCAUGGAUCUCAUCUCACCAAACAACCUCAUCCCAUCUCAAGAAACCAACCCCUCCCUCCCCCUGGAGAUCCAAGUCAUGAUCUUCAAACUCAUGAUCCCCCCGGGCCGCGUUAUCCGCCUCUCCUUCCCCCAAACCCCCUCCAACACCACACAAGACCCCUCCAUCCCCAUCAUCCGCGACACAGCCCGUGUCCAAAUCCCAGUCCUCUUCCACAUCAGCCGCACCUCGCGGGCCCUCGCAAAAGAAACCUUCCUCCUAGGUUUCGGCCGCGAACCCUCCCCUCUGGACAGGAACUACUGGAAUCCCCUACGGGACACGAUUUACCUCCCGCCCUUCGACCCUCACGAACGGGAUACGCUCGAGCACUUCUACCUCUACAACAUGUUACCAGAAGAGGGACACGAGGGAGCAGUUCUCAGGCAGAAGUUCUACCAGGAGAAGAUCAAGGGUGAGAGGGUUCGGACACUGGCGCUGGAUAGGAUCCGUCACCUUGCUAUCCCAUUCCCGGAUAACUCGUGUAAUGAUGCACUUCUCUACGACCGCGACAUCUUCGUCCGGAACCUCCUCUUGGAGCCGAGAGAUCGCUUCAACGACCCACUGCCCUAUCCCGAGCGGGCCUACUCGAUUGGCAAGCUCAAUUUCGGCGCAGACCGUACACUGCUUGGUGGAUGUGCGAAUCUGGAGACUCUCCACUUCGUGGCGGAUGAUAGUAUGUUCGCGGGCAAAUGCAGGAUGUCAAGCCCAAAGAUUAGGAUCCUGGACGUGAAUACGUCGGUGGAUCACAAGUUGUUAAGGCAGACCUUUGCGCUCAACUGGGACUCGGGGGAGAUUGAGGACUUGGAGACGCAUCGACAGUUUUUGGGGUCGUUUGAAACGUAUAUUGAGGCCGUUCAGGGGAUCGAUUGUGAUUUUGCGAGGUGGAAGGUUCCAGAGAUGGGGGUGGGGGUUUUGGAGUUUGAGAAGGAGAGGGUUGGGGAUUUUUGUACGUUGCCGAAGGGGAGGGAGGGUGAUGCCUCGGGGGAGGAGGAGGAAGAGGAAGAGGAAGAGGAGGAAACGGAUUAUGAUUCUGACUACUUGACUGAUGAUAGUAUAGAUUAG
Messenger RNA from Hymenoscyphus albidus, 1107 nucleotides. Lineage: Eukaryota; Fungi; Ascomycota; Leotiomycetes; Helotiales; Helotiaceae. The record is from the annotation of a GenBank genome assembly.